AUGAUACUUGUUCUCCAGAAGAAUGCUGUACCAUUGUUAGAAUAUUUGUACAUAACUGUUGAACAAGAGCGACUAGAAGAGACAAAACAUCUGAGAGCUCCGCGACCUGAAGUCAACCUUUCACUUGUGCAUUAUAAUGAAUUUCGCCAAAUUGUUAAUCGAAAACACUUACCUCGUUUGCAACAAUUCCACUUUUCUAUUCGUUUUCCUGGAUAUCUAUAUGAAGAUUUAAAAAUGAUUACUGUCGAUAAAUUUGAUGCUACAUGGCCCUUCAACAACCUCGAGUAUCAUCUUGAAGUUCAACUUGCUUAUUGGUAUCGUAAUUAUAAAGAAACAGGUCGAGUCAUUCUCUUCUAUACGCGUCCAUUGGAUAUAUUAUUACAAUAUACACGUGCUGCCCAUAAUCACUCAUUCGCACGACAUUCAACCCAGAUUAAGCGACCUUAUUUCAAAUGGAUGAGUAAUGACAUUGGAUGUCUAACUCAACUAACAACUACUUUCGAAGAGGAUGAUUUAUGUCUAUGCUCCCGAUCUAAUACAAGUGUAAAACAUUUACGUCUUCUACUGUCCAGAAAUGAUCGCGAUCCGAAUGCGUUCAUCAACAUUGAUCAUCUCUUUCAAUUACUACCAAGCAUACGCUGUUUCGAAACGACUGGACGCUACAUAACAUUUAAUGAAAAUCUCAUGAAUUUUAUUGUGAAAAUCGUCGAAACACUCGAGCUUGGAAAUUCGCAUGAAAAACUGACUUUGUUCGUGUAA
Molecule: messenger RNA, 759 nt
Organism: Adineta ricciae
Lineage: Eukaryota; Metazoa; Rotifera; Eurotatoria; Adinetida; Adinetidae
Source: the annotation of a GenBank genome assembly